Messenger RNA from Rhagoletis zephyria (snowberry fruit fly), 1491 nucleotides. NCBI's taxonomy places the organism in Eukaryota, Metazoa, Arthropoda, Insecta, Diptera, Tephritidae. The record is from RefSeq and is a predicted model, not a curated record.
AUGAAGGGCCAGCCGCCGGUGCCCCACCCGGAGUGUCUGCCCAUCACCAACUUUCCGCCCAACAAGCGGACGGAGAUGCUGCAGCAGGUGUGCAUCAACACCGUGCGCAGCAUCAACUGCAACACCUGUGGCCUGGGCCCCCGCCAGCAGAUGAACGCCGCCACGCAGGUGCUCGACCUCUCCAACGUCUACGGGGGCAAUCUGCUGAACAACAGCGAGCAGCUGCGCUCCUUCGUCGGCGGGCAGAUGCUCCUGCAGCUGGGCAUGACCGGCCAGACGCUGAUGCCCACCGCCUCCGCCCCCUCCGACACUGACACCCUCGAUCUGACGCCCUGCAACCCGCCGCUGGGCAAGAACCCACUGGGCGUCGGUUGCUUCCGCACCGGUGACGGCAUCCGCGGCAACCAGAAUCCCUUCAUCGCCUCGCUCACCACCGUCCUCGUCCGCCGGCACAACCAGCACGCCGUCGGCCUGGCCGCCGCCAAUCCGCACUGGGACGACGAGCGGCUCUUCCAGGAGGCCCGCCGGCUGACCAUCGCCGAGGUGACCAAGAUCCACUACGGCGAGUACGUCGGCCUCAUCCUCGGCGACCGCCUGAUGCGCUACUUCCACCUGAACGUUCGGCCGCACGGCUUCACCAAGUACAACGCCCACGUCGAGCCGUCGACGAUUCAGGCGACGGGCGUGGCGGCGAUGCGCAUCGGCCACUCGCAGACGCGCUCCAGCUAUCGGAUGAUCGGCGAGGAUGGCCUCGGCUACGGCAAGUUCGGCGGCGGUGGGAGUGGCGGCAGUGGCUCCUACCUCCUGCGAGACCGCUUCUUCAACAUGAUCGACGUCUGGCAGGGCCGCAUCACGCCCAUUCUCCGGGGCAUCCUAGCGGACCCAAGCAAGAACGUCGACCCCUACGGCGUGACCGACCUGAAGGACUUUCUCUUCUUCAACCCACGGCGGCCGGCGGUGGUGGACCUGCUGUCGAUUAACAUCAACCGAGGACGGGAUCACGGCGUGCCCGCCUACGUGUACCACCUGCAGUACUGCACCGGUGUGGAGGUCAAAAGCUGGAAGGAACUGGAGCGCUUCAUGCCCGCCAGCAAGGUGAAAAACCUGAGAAAGGUGUACCGACACUUCCGAGACGUGGACCUCUUCCUAGGCGGUUUGCUGGAGUAUCACCUGAAAGGCGCCAAAGUGGGCCCGACCUUUGCCUGUCUGAUUGGCAUUCAGUUUUACCACUGGAAGUACGGCGAUCGGUUCUACUUUGAACACGGCGGAGAGGCUGGCUCCUUUACCGCUGCACAAUUGGCCGACAUUCGCUCCAAGGUCUCACUGGCCAAUCUGCUCUGCAAGGCAACUGACAUGGAAAUGGUGCAGGUGCGCCCGCUGGAGGAAGGUGGGCCACACAAUCCGAAGAUCUCCUGUGCCGGGCUGCCGGAGAUUGACUACUUCCUCUUCCGUGACCAUGAAAGCACGGGAGGAUACGGAAAGAAAAAGUAG